Molecule: messenger RNA, 1804 nt
Organism: Magnolia sinica
Lineage: Eukaryota; Viridiplantae; Streptophyta; Magnoliopsida; Magnoliales; Magnoliaceae
Exons: 16
Coding region: 233-1507 (424 amino acids)
Source: RefSeq, a predicted model, not a curated record
CUCUCUCUCUCUCUCUCUCUCUCUCUCUACCCUUUUUGACCGGACAGAAAACCAGAACCGAAGCAACUCUCUCACUACUACUCUCUUUUUACUUUUUUCACGCCUUCUUCUACUUUCUUCUUUUAUAGAGAAGGAGAGCCCUGAAAAUCUCUCUCUCUCUCUCUCUUUCUCUCUCUCUCUCUCUCUCUCUGUUUCGGUUAUUUUGGCAGGUAUUUGGAAAUUUUCAUGGAAAAUGAAGAUAAUGAAUUGCGUCCCUGUACUGGCAGAUUCAACGAAUAGGAAAUCGUGUUACUGCAAUAUUCUUCCUGCUGCUGCUUUACUCUGUAUAGUUUUCUUCAUUGGGAGCUCUUUCAUCACCACUGAUUAUAAGGAAAGAAUAUCAAGAUGGGGAAUGACCGAUCUCAUGCAGACACACUCUAGUAGAUGCAAGGAUCAGUGCAGGCCUCAUGGGAGUGAAACAUUACCUAAAGGUAUAAUUAGUGCGGCUUCUAACUUGGAAAUGCGGCCGUUAUGGGGCUUCCCAAAGAAAAAGAGGAAAGGAAGAGUGUCAAAGAGCUUAUUGGCCAUUGCAGUCGGAGUAAAGCAAAAAGAAACUGUGAAUAAAAUUGUUAAAAAGUUUCCUUCCAGUGAUUUCACUGUUAUGCUUUUCCAUUAUGAUGGUGCUGUGGAUGAAUGGAGAGAUCUACCAUGGAGUGAUAACGCUUUACAUGUCUCUGCGGUCAAUCAAACUAAAUGCAAAGGAAAAGGGCUUUACUUUAAUAUGACGAUUUUUAUUAUUUGGAUAGCAAAGAAAAGGUGGUUUGCCAAGCGUUUCUUACAUCCAGAUAUAGUUGCUGAAUACGAGUAUAUUUUCCUUUGGGAUGAGGAUCUUGGAGUUGAAAAUUUCCAUCCAGGACGUUAUUUAUCAAUUGUCGAAGAGGAAGGGCUGCAGAUAUCACAGCCAGCACUGGACCCUGCUAAGUCGCAGGUGCAUCAUCGGAUUACCGUGCGUGGGAGGAGAACAAGAGUGCACAGGAGAAUUUACAAAUACAGUGGUGGUGGGAGGUGUUAUGAGAACAGUACGGCUCCUCCAUGCACAGGGUGGGUCGAAAUGAUGGCUCCCGUGUUCUCAAGAGCAGCCUGGCGCUGUGCAUGGUAUAUGAUCCAGAACGAUUUGAUCCAUGCAUGGGGCCUGGACAUGAAGCUUGGUUACUGUGCACAGGGAGAUCGAAGCAAAAAUGUUGGGGUGGUGGACAUUGAAUACAUAGUUCAUCAGGGUAUCCCUACUCUCGGAGGCUCGGAUGAAAGCAAGGCUUUCUCAUUGCAGUCCAAUGCUGAAGCACCCAGCGAUGCCGCUCAAUUAAAGGGUAUGCUGGAUUUGGCAACACUGGUGGCGGAUGAUAGAUCAUCAGUAAGGAGGCAGUCCUUCACAGACUUAGAGAUUUUCAAAGAGAGAUGGGAAGCGGCAGUGAAGGAUGAUGAGUGUUGGAUCGAUCCGUACCCACAACCUGAAAAUGGAAGCCGUUAGUAUUUAAUUUCAUCUGGGUGUUCCUGUCUUCCACAUAAUGAGUGUGAGACUGAGCGUGACAACGGAACCUUUAAUUCAUGGAAAGCCGAUAACAUGGGAUGUUACAGGCGGAAUUCAAGGACGCAUUGCAGAGUUAUACCUCAAGCUGAUGUGUGUGAGUUACACAGCUCCUGUGAGCUGCAAUGUAGCAUUUGUAAUUUGCAUUUAUUCUUUUUUUUUUUUUAAAAAAAAACAAAUAACAAAGAUGUAUUUAAAUAUUUAUCUUUGCAAAUGAGUGAAAAUGGCAUACUUACUCAA